Neomonachus schauinslandi (Hawaiian monk seal) is the source of this 4270-nucleotide messenger RNA. RefSeq names its product insulin degrading enzyme (gene IDE). Gene Ontology annotation, biological process: peptide catabolic process. Gene Ontology annotation, molecular function: metal ion binding; metalloendopeptidase activity. The record is from RefSeq and is a predicted model, not a curated record. The coding region runs from base 50 to 3109 and encodes 1019 amino acids. Gene Ontology annotation, cellular component: mitochondrion; cytosol; peroxisomal matrix. The transcript is spliced from 25 exons. Lineage: Eukaryota; Metazoa; Chordata; Mammalia; Carnivora; Phocidae.
CGGCGCAAGAAGGAAGCGUUCGCGGUGCUCCCGGCGGCUGUGCUGGGGUAUGCGGUACCGGCUAGCGUGGCUGCUGCACUCCGCGCGGCCCAGCACCUUCCGCUCCGUCCUCGGCGCCCGCCUGCUGUCCCCGGAGCGCCUCUGUGGUUUCCAAGAGAAGACUUACAGCAAGAUGAAUAAUCCAGCUAUCAAGAGACUAGGAAAUCACAUUAUCAAAUCUCCCGAAGACAAGCGAGAAUACCGUGGGCUAGAGCUGGCCAAUGGUAUCAAAGUACUUCUCAUCAGUGAUCCGACCACGGAUAAGUCAUCAGCAGCACUUGAUGUGCACAUAGGUUCAUUGUCAGAUCCGCCAAAUAUUGCUGGCUUAAGUCAUUUUUGUGAACAUAUGCUAUUUUUGGGAACAAAGAAAUACCCUAAAGAAAAUGAAUACAGCCAGUUUCUCAGUGAGCACGCAGGAAGUUCAAAUGCCUUUACUAGCGGAGAACAUACCAAUUACUAUUUUGAUGUUUCCCACGAACACCUAGAAGGUGCCCUAGACAGGUUUGCACAGUUUUUCCUGUGCCCCUUAUUUGAUGAGAGUUGCAAAGACAGAGAGGUGAAUGCAGUUGAUUCAGAACAUGAGAAGAAUGUGAUGAACGAUGCCUGGAGACUCUUUCAGUUGGAAAAAGCUACGGGGAAUCCCAAACAUCCCUUCAGCAAAUUUGGGACAGGUAACAAAUAUACUUUAGAGACUAGACCAAACCAAGAAGGCAUUGAUGUAAGACAGGAGCUACUGAAAUUCCAUUCUACUUAUUAUUCAUCCAACUUAAUGGCUAUUUGUGUGUUAGGUCGAGAAUCUUUAGACAACUUGACUAAUCUGGUGGUAAAGUUAUUUUCUGAAGUUGAGAACAAAAAUGUCCCACUGCCAGAAUUUCCUGAACACCCUUUCCAAGAAGAACAUCUUAAACAACUUUACAAAAUAGUACCCAUUAAGGAUAUUAGGAAUCUGUAUGUGACUUUUCCCAUACCUGACCUUCAGAAAUACUACAAAUCAAAUCCUGGCCAUUAUCUUGGUCAUCUCAUUGGUCAUGAAGGUCCUGGAAGUCUGUUAUCAGAACUGAAGUCAAAGGGCUGGGUAAACACUCUUGUUGGUGGACAGAAGGAAGGAGCCCGAGGUUUUAUGUUUUUUAUCAUUAAUGUGGACCUGACUGAGGAAGGAUUAUUACACGUUGAAGAUAUAAUUUUGCACAUGUUUCAAUACAUUCAGAAGUUACGUGCAGAAGGACCUCAAGAAUGGGUUUUCCAAGAAUGCAAGGACUUGAAUGCUGUUGCAUUUAGGUUUAAAGAUAAAGAGAGGCCACGGGGCUAUACCUCUAAGAUUGCAGGAAUAUUGCAUUAUUAUCCCCUAGAAGAAGUGCUCACAGCUGAAUAUUUACUGGAAGAAUUUAGACCUGACUUAAUAGAGAUGGUUCUCGAUAAACUCAGACCAGAAAAUGUCCGGGUUGCAAUAGUUUCCAAGUCCUUUGAAGGAAAAACUGACCACACAGAAGAGUGGUAUGGAACCCAGUACAAGCAAGAAGCCAUACCAGAUGAAGUCAUUAAGAAAUGGCAAAAUGCUGACCUGAAUGGUAAAUUUAAACUUCCAACGAAGAAUGAAUUUAUUCCUACGAAUUUUGAGAUUUUAUCGUUAGAAAAAGAAGCAACACCGUACCCUUCUCUUAUUAAGGAUACAGCUAUGAGCAAACUCUGGUUCAAACAAGAUGAUAAGUUUUUCUUGCCAAAGGCUUGUCUCAACUUUGAAUUUUUCAGUCGCUACAUUUAUGCUGAUCCUCUCCAUUGCAACAUGACAUACCUGUUUAUCAGGUUAUUGAAGGAUGAUUUAAAAGAGUAUACAUAUGCAGCACGCCUCUCAGGUUUGAGCUAUGGCAUUGCAUCAGGAAUGAAUGCAAUACUUCUCUCGGUGAAAGGUUACAAUGACAAGCAGCCGAUUUUGCUAAAGAAGAUUAUUGAGAAAAUGGCUACCUUUGAGAUUGAUGAAAAAAGAUUUGAAAUUAUCAAAGAGGCAUAUAUGCGAUCUCUUAACAAUUUCCGAGCUGAGCAGCCUCACCAGCACGCCAUGUACUACCUCCGCCUGCUGAUGACUGAAGUGGCCUGGACUAAAGAUGAAUUAAAAGAAGCCCUGGAUGAUGUCACCCUUCCUCGCCUUAAGGCCUUCAUACCUCAGCUCCUGUCACGGCUGCACAUCGAAGCCCUUCUCCAUGGAAACAUAACAAAGCAGGCUGCACUAGGAAUUAUGCAGAUGGUUGAAGACACCCUCAUUGAACAUGCUCAUACAAAACCUCUCCUUCCAAGUCAGCUGGUUCGGUAUAGAGAAGUUCAGCUCCCUGACAGAGGAUGGUUUGUGUAUCAGCAGAGGAAUGAAGUUCACAAUAACUGUGGCAUCGAGAUAUACUACCAGACAGACAUGCAGAGCACCUCAGAGAAUAUGUUUCUAGAGCUCUUCUGUCAAAUCAUCUCUGAACCUUGCUUCAACACCCUGCGCACCAAGGAGCAGCUAGGCUACAUUGUCUUCAGUGGGCCACGUCGAGCCAACGGCAUUCAGGGCUUACGAUUCAUCAUCCAGUCAGAAAAGCCGCCUCACUACCUAGAGAGCAGAGUGGAAGCUUUCCUAAUCACCAUGGAGAAGUCCAUAGAGGACAUGACAGAAGAGGCUUUUCAGAAACACAUUCAAGCAUUAGCAAUUCGUCGACUAGACAAACCAAAGAAACUAUCCGCAGAGUGUGCUAAAUAUUGGGGGGAAAUCAUCUCUCAGCAAUACAAUUUUGACAGAGAUAAUACAGAAGUUGCAUAUUUAAAAACACUUACCAAGGAAGAUAUCAUCAAAUUCUACAAGGAAAUGUUGGCAGUAGAUGCCCCAAGGAGACAUAAGGUGUCCGUCCAUGUUCUUGCCAGGGAAAUGGAUUCUUGUCCUGUGGUUGGAGAGUUCCCAUGUCAAAAUGAUAUAAAUUUGUCACAAGCACCAGCCUUGCCACAACCUGAAGUGAUUCAGAACAUGACUGAGUUCAAGCGUGGUUUGCCACUGUUUCCCCUUGUGAAACCACAUAUUAACUUCAUGGCUGCAAAACUCUGAAGAUUCCUCAAGGGUGGGAAAGUGCAGAAGGAUGCAUCCCUGAGCCUUCCAGGGGCUAGGAAAACAACCUCGGCCACUUUAAUAGUUUCUGGUUCACUAUUCGAGAGACAAACAGAAAAAAAAAAAAAGGAGUUUGUCAAAUGUCAUUAUGUAGAAAUAGUAAAAAUCCAAAGUAAUUAAAUUACAAAAUCUUAUAGAUGUAGAAUAUUUUUUAAAUACAUGCCUCUUAAAUAUUUUAAAAUUUUUCUUUCCAUUACUAAGAGAAAUUUCCCUUCUAUAACAGUACUUAAAAUGAUGAAUGAUAUUCCUAUAGAAUCUUCCCUUCCCUAUUCCGUAAAAUAGUCACUUGUCAGAAGACAAUAUGUUAGGUUUUUUUUUUUUCCCUAAAAGCCUCCUAGGUUGACAGAAAAGGCUUUAAAACCUUUAGAAAGGUGUAAUACCUUUUUAAAAACUGAUCCUCAAAUUUGCUUUCUACUUGGUGGUUUCAUGUAAAUCAAUGGAGAACAUUAACAUUGGGCAAAUAAUGAACAAAGCUAAAAUAAUUUUCUUUUAUUAUAAGUGAAAUUGCUGAUUACAUAAGGCAUGGUUUUAAUCUUUUUAUAAAAUUUGAACAUGUUUUUUAUUCAAACUAGUAAAAUGCUGGAAAACCCUAGAACACCCUACUUAUUUACAACAUUAGAAAUAUAGACUUACCUUACAUCAAUUUUGUCCCAAACUGAAUUUCUCAGGAUUACUGUGAUUUGUUUCUUUCUGAUUGAAUUAUUUUGACAUUCUUAUUCAUAGUUGGUUUGCAGUGUUCCAUCAGUUUUACCUUUUCCCAUCAAAAACAUUUAUUGUAUUUAUUUAAUGAGUACAAAUAGGGUCAACUUCAGAUCCCACUGAGUGUGUGACAUGCUUUUCCAACAUCAGCUAUUAUAAACACUUGUAACUUUUUACUGCCAUGAUAUUGCAGUCGGUGUAUGAACCGAAAUAUUUGCCCCAUUAUGAAUUUAAAAGACAACAAGUACAAAGCCACCUUUUUGAAGGUAUAAAAAAAUAAAGCCUUGAUUCUUAAAUAGUGUCAUCUCCAGAAGACUCUAAAAUCCCUUUUUGCUACCAGUCUAAUAUUGCCUUAAGUGUUAAGUUAUUUUUUGAAUAUAUAAAUAUAAACAUGCAAACAGA